AUGGCUUCCAAGCUCUCUUUUCUAAAUUCUCUCAUCAAUCGAAGAAACAAACCUGCUAAUAACAAUUCUAUUAAAGAUGAUCACAUCAAUGAAGAUCACUUAGACAUAGUGAAAGCAGCUGCAUGGGCAUGGCAUCAACAUGGAUCCGGAUCAUGCCAUGAAGGUGAGGGUUCUAAUGAGUUUUAUUUUAGAAGAAGUACUACUCAUCGUGCACCGAGACCUUCUCGGUACAAAUUAGAAUUAGAAGCAAUGACAUCAACGGAAAAAGAAGCGACACAAAGUUCAACAAUUCUUCACAAGGAAAAAUCUAGAUCUCUACUUGACGCGUAUGAAGUUCAAAGCAUUUCAAAGCAAUUGAAUCACCUUUUAGAGUCUAAUAAUACUCGCAAUCGCGAUAAACUUGUGAAUAGCGCCAAUAAUAUUGCGAGUACAAGUGCGGAUGAUGGUGUUAAAGAGAUAAAGAAAAAGAAGAAGGUAAGGAAAGGGUUUUUUCUUAAGCAUAGUGUUAUAUGUGGAAGAGAGGGAGAUGUGGUAGAUCCAACUAGUGUUUCAAGAGAUCGUCGUCGUCAAUUAACAAAGAGUAUACCUUCUAAUCAAGGCUUUAAAUAA
Molecule: messenger RNA, 609 nt
Organism: Trifolium pratense (red clover)
Lineage: Eukaryota; Viridiplantae; Streptophyta; Magnoliopsida; Fabales; Fabaceae
Exons: 1
Coding region: 1-609 (202 amino acids)
Source: RefSeq, a predicted model, not a curated record